AUGAAUUGUCCUAAUAAUACAACAUCAGGAUUUGACAAUUCUUCACGGAUUCCGGCACCACAACUUAACCCGUUCAUUUUAGCUACCACAUGGUUCACUGUCAUAGCUUGCGCAUUAAGUCUUUUAGGCAACGGACUUGUGUUGUUCCUGUUUGUGCGCACUCGCGCUUUGCGCACUAGUUUCAACAUCUACAUCGCGAAUGUCGCCGCGGCAGAGAUUAUUUACGGCAUUUGCGGCAUUCCGGUACAGUUCGCGAAUCAAUACUACAACUACUGGCCGUAUGGGUUUGGUUGGUGCAGUUUUCUGGAGGGUGGCGCUACGGUAGCGGGUGCCAGCAUCCGGCAGGCGCACAUGCUGAUGACCCUCAAUCGGAUGUGGGCCAUUCUGCAGCCACAUUCGUAUAAUCAGCAACAUACAUGGAAGAUGGCCCUGUUUUUUAUUCUUCUGACCUGGGGUUUGGUCGCCGGAGCAAAUAAAGUGUCUCCGCUCCAAGUAGCUUCCAGGAAACGUAGCCGCGGUCGGACCGGCAACGGCAGCAACCGUGUAUUUGUCUACGUGUCGAUUGCCGUCACGCUGUGCUGGUCCUCGACAUCGGCAUUCUGGAUUCUAGCCGAUCAUACGGGAUACUGGGACGAAACUUACUAUGGUUUGCAGACUUGCAUAACCUACGCAAAUUCGGUCCUCAACCCGGUAUUGUGUUUUGUCGCCAUGGAAAAGUAUCGGCUUGCUUUAAAAAAAUGUUAUCCUGCGUCCGUUUGACUGUGUCAUAGUGGCGUUUAGAAAA
Molecule: messenger RNA, 784 nt
Organism: Paramacrobiotus metropolitanus
Lineage: Eukaryota; Metazoa; Tardigrada; Eutardigrada; Parachela; Macrobiotidae
Product: alpha-2 adrenergic receptor-like
Exons: 2
Coding region: 1-759 (252 amino acids)
Biological process (GO): G protein-coupled receptor signaling pathway
Cellular component (GO): membrane; neuron projection
Molecular function (GO): peptide binding; G protein-coupled receptor activity
Source: RefSeq, a predicted model, not a curated record